AUGGAUGGGCGCGGCAAGGGCAAGGCGCCCAACCCCAGCGUCGACGAGGUGCCCUGUCUUCUGCCGACGAGAUGGUGGUUUGCCAGCACGGCAUUUCCCCUACUAGCAGGAACUCUGGGCCCUAUGGCAAAUGCAUUCAGCAUCUGCUCACUCUCCCAGAACUGGAGGGCAGAGGUGGGAACCGUUGCAACCGGAAACCUUCCAAAGACCGUCAAAGAUCCGUCAUGGUUGUUCAUCACUCGCUUAAUCUGA
Trichophyton rubrum CBS 118892 is the source of this 252-nucleotide messenger RNA. RefSeq lists its product as uncharacterized. The coding region runs from base 1 to 252 and encodes 83 amino acids. The record is from RefSeq and is a predicted model, not a curated record. Lineage: Eukaryota; Fungi; Ascomycota; Eurotiomycetes; Onygenales; Arthrodermataceae. The transcript is spliced from 2 exons.